Messenger RNA from Fulvia fulva, 2016 nucleotides. Its product is annotated as Sodium- and chloride-dependent GABA transporter 1. The transcript is spliced from 2 exons. NCBI's taxonomy places the organism in Eukaryota, Fungi, Ascomycota, Dothideomycetes, Mycosphaerellales, Mycosphaerellaceae. The coding region runs from base 1 to 2016 and encodes 671 amino acids. Gene Ontology annotation, cellular component: membrane. The record is from RefSeq and is a predicted model, not a curated record. Gene Ontology annotation, biological process: sodium ion transmembrane transport.
AUGAAUCUUCUUCGUAAAGCUGGCAGCUUCUUCGCACCGGAAGCAAAGAAGUCAGAAGAUAGUCGAGACCAAUGGCCCUCCCGAGCCUCAUUCGUGCUAGCAUCGAUGGGAGGCUGUGCAGGCAUGGGCAACCUGCUCCGAUAUCCUUCCGUUGUCUUCAACAAUUAUGGACUCCAACGGUUUAUACCCUACCUGAUGGCUAUCCUCAUCAUCGCCAUACCAGUCUUGAUCCUAGAAAUAGCCAUCGGAGUAGCAUAUCGAGGCGGUAGUGUCGUUGCAUACAACGCCAUGUAUUAUCGCUUCAAAGGCACUGGACUGGGCUUACUCUUCAUCGGCUUCUUCAUUGGACAUUACUUCGUGAUCAUUCUGGCAUGGAUUAUGACAUACUUUCGAUACUCCUUCCGGAGUCCUCUGCCGUGGGAAGGGAAUGGGCAGGCCUUCUAUAUGGACACUGUUGUCGCCAAUCCCCAGCCGAUUGUUGGCUCUCUCAGUCCUGAUGGCAGCACAGUACUCGGCUACACUGAAUACCCAGCAGUCGGCCUUGUCGGCGAGACUGUAGGCUGGGUUGCCUUCACUUGGUUCCUGGUCUGGCUCUGCAUCUUCCGUGGCGUGGGCCUCACCAGCAGAGUGGUCUACUUCACUAUGGGCAUACCAAUCUUCAUCACGAUAGUCCUCAUCGGUCGCGGAGUGUCGCUACCCAGCGCCGUCGAUGGCAUUCGCUUAUAUUUCGCAAGGUGGCGCGGCGAGACAUUGGCUAGUGGUCAGAUCUGGCAAGCUGCAUGCGGGCAGGUCUUCUUCUCGACUGAUGUGGGCUUCGGAUACUUUACGUCGUACGCCUCAUACAACACGAAUGACUCCAACGCCGUCAUGGACUCGAUCAUUAUCUGUUGCAGCAACGCUCUCUUCGAUACCUUGGCCGCGUUCGCAGUCUUCGGGGCGAUCGGGUUCGUAGGCUUGAUGCCAGAGUCCGGUGUGCGGCUGGGUACAUUCACAGUCGGCUUCCUGACACUUCCGGAAGCAGUCACUGAGAUGCCUGGUGCUCAAUUCUGGGCAGCUAUUCUGUUCCUGUGCUUGAUGGUUCUGGGCUUCAGCUCAUCAUUUGCUAUGCUGGAUGCGGUAGUGACCAUGAUCAUGGACGCUCAGGGUGCUGUUGCGAGUCUCAAGCGACCAGCUGUGGUCACUAUACUGGUCGUGGUGUCCUUCUUGCUCGGCCUGCCUUAUAGCACUCAAUUCGGAUACUAUCUGCUGGAAGGCAUCGAUCGCUGGAUCAAUGAUGUCGCGCUGAUCUUUGUCGUUUGGGCCGAGAUUGUUAGCGCGACCACGAUCUAUCGCUGGAAAGACGUUACUGAUCAGGUUGGGAUGUCAGCCUUUGUAUCAUAUAAUGCGGCAUACUUCGGAGGCAUCAUCUUGGGACCUGCCAUCGGCCACGCUGUCAGUCCGCCUGCCGGCGCUGGUGUAGGAUUUGGUAUCUUCAUCAUUGGCACCGCCAUCGCCAUCUUGAUCGCAAAGACACCAGAUGCGAAAGCUGCUCGAUUCUGGGGCAACAAUGCGCAUACCAGCCGUGCCUGGUACCUUGCAUUCAACUCGGGCAACCAACUUCCCCGCGACCUCAACGUGGUCGUCGGCACGGGCAAGAACUGGACCAUCCUAUGGUUCUGGACGCUCCUCAUGAGAUAUAUAUCUGCACCCAUCCUCGCCAUCGUCUACAGCUUCGCAUAUCCCUCUUUCUACCAGCUUCGGUACGAUCCACUGCACAUCGCCGGCUUCACCCUGGCACAUUUCGUGCUCGUCAUCAUCGUUCUGGGGUUCAUCGUGCCCAGGUGGUAUGCAGUGUUUGUGCCGCCGAGUCGGAGAGAUGAAGGCAAGGAGAGGACAACCGCGAAUGUUAGCUCUUUCCUGCUUGAUUCUGCGGAGGUCCAGAGCCAGGAAGAGGGAAGGGUGUCGUCCGAGGAGGAGAGCGAAUCUGAGGAGAAGAAAGCUGAUGGUGUAGGCCAUGAUGAACAAGUUGUGCGUUGA